Agrilus planipennis (emerald ash borer) is the source of this 848-nucleotide messenger RNA. RefSeq lists its product as uncharacterized. The record is from RefSeq and is a predicted model, not a curated record. The transcript has 3 exons. NCBI's taxonomy places the organism in Eukaryota, Metazoa, Arthropoda, Insecta, Coleoptera, Buprestidae. The coding region runs from base 232 to 624 and encodes 130 amino acids.
CUCCAUUGAAAGCAACUAUUGUACAAUGAGUUUUAAAUUGAAAAGUGCAAAUAGUGCCAUAUUUUUAUGUUAUUUGUGUUUUAUGCGUUCUUCUUUUCAUUUAACUAGUAAUUAGUUGUUGUUUCCUCAUGGUCGUAUUUAAAGUUUUACUCGAAUGAAUUUAAUACAUCUAACCUAUCAAGUCUAAAAUUUUUAGCUGAAGAGACAACCUUAUUACAACAUAUAAUUAAUAUGGAAGGAGUUUCUGAAAAAAAGAAAACUGAUCCUGGAUGGAAUGAUCCACCCAUGUUAAGUUACAGUCACUCUAAUCCACCACCAAAAUCUAGAAUUAGUAAUAAAAGAGUAGCUUACCCUUUAUUUACUAAUCAAAAAGAGAAAACAGAAGUAGAAGCUGCUCCCCUUCAAUUUGCAAUUGCCAAGGAUAUGUCAAAUAAACAAGACAGUGUAGAUGGGAAUAGUUCUGAAAUUUUAACAAAAUCUUUAGAUAAUUUCAAUAAGGUGCUAGAUGAAAGUGGUUUAGAACAAAAACAGGUUAUAAGUAAAAUGCUUCAAAAUAUGAAAAAGAUGUGGGAAGAACACAAUAUUACGCAACUGAAAAUGGAACACAAUAUGGAAGUUGGCUAAUUGGAAUAAGGCAUUUAAUUAAUAGAGCAUAAUCAAGUAUAAAUGAAGUAAGAAAAAAUUACAUGUAUUAAAAUUUGGUGUAUUAUUCAUCUUUAACAAUCAUACAAAUGUGAAUAAGAAUAUUCUGAGGGUGUAGUACUUAGAUAAAACCUCAGUGUUGUUUUUAAUUUAAGACAAAAUGUAUCAUGUAUCUUCUGUAGUUAAUAUCAUUGAUUUAUUUAUUA